AAUUUCAAUAGUCAACAUGUUCCAGAUUUGGGACCCCUUUCCAGAAGAAGCUAUUUGCUAUCUGUGUGGUUCUACAAAGAUUGUUGGUCUUUUUUUCUUGUUAAUGGAGUAUGAACAUAUUAAGCAAUUACUGCAUUGUCCAAAGAAAUCAGCAAAACUUCUUAUGUCUGCCACAAAAAAAGAUAUCAAGACUGUUGGUUAUUUAAAAAAAAAAAUCACAUUGUAUUCAACAUUUGUUAAGAGACCUAUGUCAAUCUAUGUUCAAUUUGUUUUCUUUUUGCUCAUGGCAUGUCUAUCAGUUCUUUCACUUAUAGGUAAAAUAUUGCAUAUAGACAUUUCCCACUCUUCUGUCUGACGAGGUUGAGAUAACGUGAACAGGUGACGCAGUUACAUGGUAUAUGUAUUUUUUGGGGGUAUUUCGCAACAUAUGCAAAUGUAAAGCAAGGUAUAUAAAAGCCCAAAGUGCUGCUGUGACAACUCAGAGAUCUCAGCUCAAAAAUGGCCUUCCUUUGGAUCCUGUCGUGCCUUGCUUUCAUUGGAGCAGCCUAUGGCUGUGGCAGUCCUGCCAUCCCCCCUGUCAUCACUGGCUACUCCAGGAUUGUGAAUGGGGAGGAGGCAGUGCCACACUCAUGGCCCUGGCAGGUGUCUCUGCAGGACUCCACUGGCUUCCACUUCUGUGGUGGCUCCCUGAUCAAUCAAAUGUGGGCCGUGACUGCUGCUCACUGCAAUGUGAGAACCUCUCAUCGCGUCAUCCUGGGUGAGCAUGAUCGUUCCUCCAACUCUGAGCCCAUUCAGACCAUGGCUGUUGGCAAGGUCUUCAGGCACCCCAACUACAGCAGCUUCACCAUCAACAAUGACAUCACACUGAUCAAACUGGCCACCCCUGCUCAGCUCAACACACGUGUUUCUCCUGUGUGCCUUGGUGAAACAUCUGACAGCUUCCCUGGUGGAAUGAAGUGUGUAACCUCUGGAUGGGGUCUGACCAGAUACAAUGCCCCUGAUACCCCUGCUCUGCUCCAGCAGGCCACUCUGCCUCUGCUGACCAACGAUGAGUGCAGUCGUUUCUGGGGAAGCAAUAUCACAGAUAAGAUGAUUUGUGCUGGUGCCUCCGGUGCCUCUUCCUGCAUGGGGGAUUCCGGUGGUCCUCUGGUCUGUCAGAAGAGUAACGUCUGGACUCUGGUUGGUAUCGUGUCUUGGGGCAGUAGCAUGUGCUCCACCUCCACUCCCGCAGUGUAUGCUCGUGUUACUGAGCUCCGUGCCUGGAUUGACCAGACCAUUGCUGCAAACUAA
Molecule: messenger RNA, 1290 nt
Organism: Triplophysa dalaica
Lineage: Eukaryota; Metazoa; Chordata; Actinopteri; Cypriniformes; Nemacheilidae
Product: chymotrypsin A-like
Exons: 7
Coding region: 499-1290 (263 amino acids)
Biological process (GO): proteolysis
Molecular function (GO): serine-type endopeptidase activity
Source: RefSeq, a predicted model, not a curated record